Exophiala mesophila is the source of this 1697-nucleotide messenger RNA. RefSeq lists its product as uncharacterized. The coding region runs from base 120 to 1568 and encodes 482 amino acids. Lineage: Eukaryota; Fungi; Ascomycota; Eurotiomycetes; Chaetothyriales; Herpotrichiellaceae. Gene Ontology annotation, molecular function: aldehyde dehydrogenase (NAD+) activity. The transcript is spliced from 7 exons. The record is from RefSeq and is a predicted model, not a curated record.
GUCCCAUAUAUACUCGUUCGCUCGCCAUCACUACUACCUCCACGGGCUGUAAAUCUCUCUCUCCGAAUCCAUCCUGUCCUUACCCACAAAAGAUAUACCCCUCGAAACCUUCUAUCAAUAUGGGCUCCCUCGGAUCGACCAAAGACUUUGAUGUCUUCAAUGGUUUCUACAACACCAUCAAUGGCAAGCUGACCACCACCGAAAAGACCAGACACGGCACCAACCCUGCCACGGGCAAGCCCCUCGCUGAAGUCCCAGUGUCGACGCAGCAGGAUGUAGACGAUGCUGUUGCUGCCGCCAAGGCCGCUUUCAAGACCUGGUCUAAGGUGCCUCUUGCUGAUCGUCAGAAGGCUGUCAAGGACUUUGCCGAUGGCCUUGAGAAAUACGUUCCAGAGUUUGGCAAGUUGCUCACAUCUGAGCAGGGUAAACCCAACCAAUUCGCCGUCGGAGAGAUUCAAACCGGUGUACACUGGCUCCGUGCUCUGGCCGACAUCAAGUUUGAUGAACAGGUUGUUCAAGAGGAUGACGACAAGCAAGUCAUUGUCCGAUACACACCCCUCGGUGUGACGGUUGGAAUCGUUCCCUGGAACUUCCCUGUCCAUCUCGCCUGCGGCAAGAUCGCCCCCUCUGUCAUCACUGGAAACCCCAUCAUCAUCAAGCCUUCUCCAUUUACCCCCUAUUGCGACCUCAAGCUCGGCGAGCUGGCUCAGCAAUAUUUCCCCCCUGGUGUUGUCCAGGUUCUCAGCGGUGAUGAUAACCUCGGCCCAUGGCUGACUGCCCACCCUGGCCCAGACAAGAUCAGCUUCACUGGUUCAACUUUCACCGGUAAGAAGGUGAUGGAGAGUGCUUCCAAGACCUUGAAGAGAGUUACUCUUGAGUUGGGUGGAAAGGAUCCUGCCAUUAUCUGCAAGGACGUCGAUAUUGCCACUGUCGCCCAGAAGAUUGGCACACUUGCCUUCCUCAACUCCGGCCAGAUCUGCUUGGCCAUCAAGCGUAUCUACGUGCACGAAGACAUUUACGAGAAGUUCCGCGAGGCCAUUGUGGCUUUCACCAAGACCUUGAAGGUCGGCGAAGGAAACGAGGAGGGUGUUUUCUUGGGACCCAUCCAGAACUCGAUGCAAUAUGAAAAGGUCAAGACCUUCUUCUCCGACAUUGAGAAAGAGAAGUGGAAUGUCGCAGUUGGCGGCAAGAACGAGGAUAAGCCCGGUUAUUUCAUCACACCCACCAUCAUUGACAAGCCCGCCGACGACUCUCGCAUUGUCACCGAAGAGCCAUUCGGACCUAUUGUUCCUCUCUUGACAUGGAAGGACGAGGACGACGUUAUUGCUCGUGCCAACAACACCAAGAUGGGUCUCGGCGCCUCAGUCUGGUCCAACGACUUGGAACAAGCUAGCAGAUUAGCGAGACAGCUUGAGGCCGGCAGCGUGUGGGUCAACACCCAUCUCGAGGUCGACCCCAAUGCGCCUUUUGGAGGCCACAAGGAGAGUGGUGUUGGCUCCGAAUGGUCCAUCUCAGGCCUUCGAAGCUUCUGCAACUCUCAAACCUUGUACUUGAAGAAGCGUGCCUAGAUAGAUUGGGAUCUUUAUUGGGUCGAGCAGUUUUAGCCUAGGUUCUAAAUAGUUCUUAUAAGGACGCUCAAUCCCCAGACAGAGUUCUCUUCUGUCUAGCAACAACUAAUGCUAGCCUAUCUCGACUUA